Molecule: messenger RNA, 6537 nt
Organism: Jaculus jaculus (lesser Egyptian jerboa)
Lineage: Eukaryota; Metazoa; Chordata; Mammalia; Rodentia; Dipodidae
Gene: Tab3
Product: TGF-beta activated kinase 1 (MAP3K7) binding protein 3
Exons: 10
Coding region: 340-2484 (714 amino acids)
Cellular component (GO): extracellular exosome
Molecular function (GO): ubiquitin binding
Source: RefSeq, a predicted model, not a curated record
AGCCCACGACAAGCCUGAGGGCGAGGCAGCGGCGCCCCGUGGAGCCGCGACCGCCUGGGCAGAGUUUUCAGCCUCUUCUUCAAGUUUUUCACCGUGAAUUGUAGCAUAUCAAACUGUACAAGGUGUCCUAGUUGAAGCUUUGCCAAUUGAAAAAUUGGAGAUUUCUAGACUACUGAGAAGGAAGGUGCAGUCAGUGCUGGAGAUGUGACUACAGAAGCUCCCAUGUCAGGCCUUGUAGACCAUAUUGAGAAAAUGACUGUGAUGUUGGAAGAUCAUUACUUUUGGAAGGCCUGCUAACACCCAUUUCCUAAGAGAGAUUUGACCACCAUUUGCUCUGGCAUGGCGCAAAGCACUCCACAGCUUGAUAUUCAGGUUCUCCAUGAUCUUCGACAGCGUUUUCCUGAAAUUCCAGAGGGUGUGGUAUCUCAGUGCAUGUUACAGAAUAACAACAAUCUUGAAGCCUGUUGCCGAGCCCUUUCCCAGGAGAGUAGCAAAUACUUGUAUAUGGAAUACCAUAGUCCAGAAGACAAUAGGAUGAAUAGAAAUCGCCUUUUGCAUAUUAACCUGGGUAUCCAUUCUCCUGGCAGCUACCACCCAGGAGAAGGAGCUCACCUUAAUGGUGGUCGAACACUGGUACAUAGUUCAAGUGAUGGGCAUAUUGACCCACAGCAUACAGGAGGUAAACAGCUGAUAUGUUUAGUUCAGGAACCGCACUCAGCACCAGCUGUUGUGGCUGCUACUCCCAACUAUAAUCCAUUUUUUAUGAAUGAACAGAACAGAAGUGCAGCUACUCCUUCUUCACAGCCACCUCAGCAGCCAUCUUCCAUGCAAACAGGAAUGAAUCCAUCUGCUAUGCAAGGGCCUUCCCCACCACCUCCAUCUUACAUGCACAUACCUCGGUAUAGUACAAAUCCAAUUACUGUUACAGUGUCCCAAAAUCUCCCUUCUGGACAGACUGUACCAAGAGCUUUACAGAUUCUUCCACAAAUUCCAAGCAAUCUCUAUGGGUCUCCUGGUUCUAUUUAUAUUAGACAGACAUCUCAGAGCUCAUCAGGAAGACAAACUCCUCAGAGUACACCAUGGCAGUCCUCACCACAGGGCCCAGUGCCUCAUUAUAGCCAACGUCCUUUGCCUGUUUAUCCACAUCAACAGAACUAUCAACCUUCUCAGUAUUCUCCCAAACAACAGCAGAUGCCUCAAUCAGCUUACCAUUCACCACCACCUUCUCAGUGUCCUUCACCCUUCAGCUCUCCACAGCAUCAAGUUCAACCUUCCCAGCUGGGCCAUCCGAGCUCUCAUGUGUUUAUGCCACCUAGCCCUUCAACUACUCCACCCCAUCUGUAUCAACAAGGACCUCCUAGUUAUCAGAAACAGGGAAGCCAUUCAGUAGCCUAUCUCCCAUACCCAGCAUCUAGCUUACCCAAAGGUUCCAUGAAGAAGAUAGAAAUUACAGUUGAACCUACUCAAAGACCUGGGACAGCAAUAACUAGAAGUCCUUCACCCAUCAGUAACCAACCAUCUCCACGGAAUCAGCACUCACUGUAUACAGCCACCACGCCACCUUCAAGUUCUCCUUCAAGAGGGAUAUCUAGUCAACCAAAACCUCCAUUUAGUGUUAAUCCUGUGUUUAUUACAUAUACACAGCCAACUGGACCGUCAUGUGCUCCAUCACCAUCUCCUCGGGUGAUACCAAACCCAACUACAGUUUUUAAAAUUACUGUAGGCCGAGCAACAACUGAAAAUCUUUUAAAUUUAGUGGACCAAGAAGAGCGCUCUGCAGCACCAGAACCUAUUCAGCCCAUUUCCGUGAUACCAGGCUCUGGGGGAGAAAAGGGAAGCCAUAAGUAUCAAAGGAGUUCUAGUUCUGGAUCAGAUGACUAUGCCUAUACACAAGCCUUGCUGUUACAUCAGCGAGCAAGGAUGGAGAGGUUAGCAAAGCAAUUGAAACAUGAAAAAGAGGAACUAGAGCGGUUGAAGGCUGAAGUUAACAGUAUGGAGCAUGACCUGAUGCAGAGACGGCUCAGAAGGGUCAGCUGUACUACUGCAAUCCCCACGCCUGAGGAAAUGACGAGAUUGAGAAGCAUGAACAGACAACUCCAGAUAAAUGUUGACUGUACACUGAAAGAAGUUGACCUCCUUCAAUCUAGAGGAAACUUUGAUCCAAAAGCCAUGAAUAAUUUUUAUGACCACAUAGAACCUGGCCCAGUUGUACCACCAAAACCAUCUAAAAAAGACUCCUCAGACCCCUGCACAGUUGAGAGAAAAGCCCGAAGAAUUAGCGUGACCUCCAAAGUACAGGCAGAUGUCCAUGAAACCCAGGCAGCAGCUGCAGAUGCGCAUCUAAGUGGCUCUAAACAGAACCCUCGUGUACAACCCCGAGAUGAAGAUUAUGAAGGGGCUCCCUGGAAUUGUGACAGCUGUACCUUUCUCAACCACCCAGCACUGAAUCGCUGUGAGCAGUGUGAGAUGCCACGGUACACUUGAGUUCAAAAAGAGUUGGCAUCAGGAUGAGAGUGCAACUUUGAGCACCCACCAGAAGAAAAGAAAACCUCGGGAACGUGUUCAUCUGCCCAGCCUUUUAUUUCUGAUUGUACAGGGGGGAAGGAGAAGGAAGGGCACUGUGGCCACUAGGCUCACAAAAGGAAAAAUGGCGGCGAGGUCUUUUCUUUUUUUCCUUUCGUAACUCAUUGCAGAGUGAGAAGUAGAAGGGGAUACUUGAAACUGGGAAAGGAUUCACUCCUGAUAAGAAUGUACACAAAGUUAAGGGCUCUUCUGUGGAAUCCCAGUUGUUAAAAGUUACUGCUGAGUGGCUCUUCUUUUUUUAAAGGGGAAGUUUGAAUCAUAGUAGAAAAUGUUUUUUACAGUUUAUGCAAACAAACUGUGAAUUUCAGAGUAGACUUACAUGGUCACAGAUCUCUGGAAAGCUAAGGCUCCCUGCGCUUCUUCCUACUACUUCUUAUAAAGAGGACGAGGACAAGCGCCUAGGAUGUGGUAUAUUUCCUUCCUUCCUUAAUUUCUUUCUUUCUUUCUUUUUUUUUUUUUUGCAAAAUAAUGAGGGUAUUUGUAAUUGCUGCUUUUUCAGGGGUAAUUUCAAACACACACGCAAACAAGCUAUUUUUUUUUUAAAUGUGACUUGUAGCAGUAGGUAUAUCAUGCCCUUUGGGGGAAGGUACAAUCAGAGGUAUUAAGAUCCCUUUGGCUUGUACAAUGAUUCAUCAAGCUACAUCAACACUGGUAACUAAGACAUACUAAUGCCACAUAAGAUAAAGACUCUUAAGUUAUUGUAUACUUUUCUUAGGCUAUUGAUUUUGAAAAUAAAGUAUGACUUUAUAAAAUGACAUUCUCAUAAAACUGUGUUUUGCCAAUAGCACAGUGAAUGUAUGCCAAAUGUAAGUCCAUUCCAAACUCCAUUUGGAAAUCCUGAGCUCAGCUGUGGUUCUUAAGGAAUGUUUGCAGUCCAUAGGGCCUUUAUCCUCCUUCCAAGUUCGUGAUGAAUUCAUGAUGUUUACAGCACAGAUAAUACUUUGUGCCAUAAUCCUGUUAGCUGAAAAAUCAUCAAGAUGAGGUGUUCUGUGAAGAUUUAUUUGCACAUUUAUUAAUCAGCCAAUUUGAGAGAAAUUAGAUUUCGCCAACAUCAUAAAUUAACAUUAUUUGAGGAAGAAGAGGGAGCCAGUCAAGAAAUGCUGUCAGCUGGGGCGAUAGCUCAGUGGAAGAGCACUAUCCUAGCAUGCGCAAAGACCUUGAUUUAAAAAGAAACAGAAGUAGAUAUUAAAAGAAUAGUGAAUACAGGGAAUCUUGAAACAACUUUUUUAAGUUUAAAAUCUUUCAGAGAUCCUAUUGAAUUCUGGCAGUUCAUAAAGCACUACUUACAAAACAGAACUUUGGGUGUAGAUAAACUGAAGAAGAUAUAAGUCAUGUCAGUGUCACCAGUGUGCACCACUGGCCAAUUAACAAUAGCACAUUCGAGUAACUCCUCUGCCAUUGUUGAAGUCCCUUCUUGGCUUAGAAUUGGAAUUUGGAAUGUCCCCAUUUUGGUGAAUAUAAAUAGCAAUCAAGUUGGUAGGAUUUACCAUCCUGGGUGAUUUUAACCUGAGGCUGUAACCUUAGGAGUACUAGGAGCCCCCUGUAUAAUACACAACCUACUCCCUUCUGCUGUCGUUGUAUUCUAACUUAGCGAUGAUCUCUGGCAGAUCUGGAGAACAAAACAAGCUGCACUUAAUAGCAUAAUGAAACCAAAGGCAUAAAAUUCUUAGUUUUCCAUCUGAAUCAUAACCUCACACAAUGCCUCCAGCUUUCAUAUGUGGAAGCCUCCCCCCCCCAAAAAAAAAGUACUCACUUCCCAAAGUAAGAGCAUGGUUGUGUAAUGACACUGGUAAACACCUCUCAUACAACAACUGGCAAAAUUUGGGAAAUAAUGAUGAGAAAGAAGAUAGGCACAAAAGUGUGGACUUGGAAAGGAUAGUCUUCAAAGACUUGGAACACUGGUCUCUUGUCUUCAUUAGCAGUCUAGCAGUCCUGUUCUGUAAGAUGCUUUUGCUUUUGUGUGGUUUCAUAUUUUCUUAUUGAUGGGCAACCCCAUUUUGUGUUACCAAACAAGUUCAGGGGAAAUACAUAUAUAUACUACUUGGUGUUCCAGCUAAAAGGUCUACCAAUAUUCAUAGUGAUGCACUGAAAUGCCAGUAAUGAACCUGGCAGUUGUCAGUUGAAAAUGAGAGUAGCAUGUCUGAAAAGUCUGAUGCUUUAUUAAAACCAUGUAGGUGAUGUCAAAACUAUUGCAUGAAAAUACAUCAAGGUUAAUAAGCUGCUAUCAUAUGGUAGAUGCAUGGUUCAGUCCUUUGAUGAUAUAUCUAGUCAAUCAUUGCUUUCACCUGCCAGGAAAAAUGAAUAGUCAAUUUACUAGGUAUGGAAGGUGGAGGAUGAGACAGCAGAGGUUGACUUGAAGGAAGAAUUGUAUACAUUAGGUUUCAUCAUGCACAAGUAUCAUACACAGGCUGUAUUCUAUUCUAAAACUGAGCAAAAUAAGUUGACACUGAUAAAACUUGAUAUAUUUAACUGUGUCCCAUAGACUGCUUGCCUAUGACCAGUUUGAGUAAGAAGUUAUCCAACUUUCCAGAUGCCUUUUUCAAAAUGGUCUCAUCAGAUUGGUGUGCAUAAGCAGUGGGCAUAUAAGCAGUGGGGUGUGACUUGGGUGCCGUCUGGCUAUGGAGUUACCUAUGCCCUUCGGAUCAGUUGGCGCACUCCUUGUUUCUUGUAAGAGGCUUUCUAUCUUUAAAAUACUUGUUUGAUGUAUCUGAUAAUGUACAAUGUAAUCAGGUCUACAUUAUUUGACUGUUUUGUAAACUGGGUUUUUAGAAAGCAUGUUUGCCAUUGUGUUAAAAGAAUUUUGCCCCUUAUAAUUUGAAGUUUUUAAAAUGUUUAAAGUGGUAAUAGAGGAGCCAGAAAUUUAAGCAUUGUAAAAUGUUUUGACUUGAUAUUGACCUAGCUUGGGAGAAAGUAGAGGCAGGGAAGAUAUUAAACAAAAGAAGUGCACUGUACAAAUGUAGUUUUAGAGCAGAUUAAUGAUGGUGGAGGAAAGUGUUGCUAAUUUGUUUAUUUCCCGGGAAGCAAUGGGAAGUGUGAUACACAGUUUAAUUUUUAAGGAGCUGGUCUCAAUUUUAGUACUUUCUAAUUAUAAAAGAAAUCAGUUUCUUUAAAUUUUGUCAUGGUUUUGUCACAAUUAUCUAGGGUUCAUAUCCAACUUUCUGUGACAACCCAAUUUUAUAUAGUCUUUUAAAAGGUAAUUGUAAUGUCUUUCUGACAGUAUAAACAGAAAGCAAGAAUGUAAGCAUAGAAAAAAUUGUCCUUUAGAAAUAUCAAUGAUGUAUCCUGGAAUGUGAAGAUGUCCCUUUAUGAUUACAAAUUGAAUUAUUUUAAUAUUGUAUCAUUGUUAGACCUUGAAUGACUCCAUGUUACAGUGUGUGUCUGUAUAUUUGUAGAGAAAGGAAAAUGACAAUUGAAAUGUUACUUUAAAAACUCAGAAUUGGGCACUGCCUGUGUUGCACCACUACUGUAUCUUUUUGAAAGAAUUAACAGUAUUUUCCUAUUGUGAAAGUUAAUUCUGAUAUUGUUUCACAUUCACCAGACAUUUUUUUCUGUAUUAUUUGCAUCCCGAAGUAUUUAAUACAAGUAGAUUUUGCAUGGCUUGGGCAUUCAGAGAUUAAUAGAAUGAUGGCUCAAUUUUAGUUUCUAAAGCCAUGAAAAGUUGCUUUGAGACUGAACAAUUCUGAGUUCUUAUUUAUAACAACACCCAUUGUCCAUGUUUCUUUCCCUGUUGUAAAAGAAUUGAUCAGUUUCUUCAUUAAAGCAGCAAGAACUUAUUAAACCUUGUACAUAUCAUGUCUCUUAGAUUUCUGUGUAUGCUGUGAAUGAAAUUAUUUUGAGAUGAACUUGUACAAAGGCAUUUUAAAAGGCUAUGCAUGCAUCGUACCUCCAAGCAGUACAUAUUCAGAAAGUCAAAGGUUUCUGCAAAAUAAAUUAAUAAACUAAAAGCAAACACUA